UUCAGUUCUGACCCGAAAGCUUGGCUUUAAUUCCGAUUUUCUGCUGCAAAUAUUGAUUUGAAAUUGAAAUAAUGCAUUUGUAAUAUCCAUCAACGUUUGCAAGAUCAAGAAGAUGACAACAGAUGCGUUAGAUGUGCCGUUAUCGGCGGAGGAGAAGAAGCUUGUUGGUGAACUGGACAGUCGUUUAUUUGGUGUGCUGAAAUUACGAAACCAAGAACAUGCUGGGAAAAAGACCCUUGUCGAAAAGGCAAUUGGUCACUUUGAGAAGGUCAUAAAAGACGCCAAUAAGCCACUGCCGGAUGAGAAGCCCCUGGUUGGUGAAGGGGUCGAAGAGAUUAAGAAAGAAGAAGAUAAGAAACCAAAGAUUGACCCAAAAGUCUUCUGUGUUCUUGGACACCUGCAUCUGCUGCUGGAGAACUAUCCAAAAGCUCUGUCAGCCUAUCAGAGAUUCUUCCAUCUAAAACCUGACUACUGGAAGGACUCCACCUUCCUUUACGGUCUAGGCAUUGUCUACUUCCACUUCAGCGCUACCUCAUGGGCCAUCAAAACCUUCCAACAAGUAUUAUAUCAAGAUCCGGGCUUCAGCUGUGCCAAUGAGGUUCAUAUCCGCCUUGGGGUCAUAUUCAAACAGAACUCCGACUAUGACAGUAGCCUGAAACACUUCCGACUAGCACUGAAUGAUUCGAGUCCAUGUACACUAUCAAAAGCUGAAAUUCGAUUCCAUAUUGCACAUCUUUUCGAAACCACAGGCAAGUUCAAACAAGCGAAGGAGUCCUAUGAACAACUAUCUCAGGGAGACAGCAUAGCCAGUAAUGUGAAGGCCAAUGCCCUCAGGCAACUAGGGUGGAUCCACUUCAGCCAUGAACAGCUAGGAGAGAAAGCAACCAGAGAGCAGCAGGCCAUCCAGUAUCUGCAGAAGUCGUUAGAAAUCGACCCCACCAAUGGUCAAACCUGGUACUAUCUAGGACGGUGUUUCUCGAGCGCGGGCAAGGUACAUGAUGCUUUCGUCUCGUAUCGUCAUUCCAUUGACAAGACCGAGGCAAGCGCUGAUACCUGGUGCUCCAUAGGUGUUCUGUACCAGCAGCAGAACCAACCUAUGGAUGCACUGCAGGCGUAUAUAUGUGCCGUACAGUUAGAUAAAUCGCACGUAGCUGCCUGGACCGAUUUGGGAAUCCUCUACGAGAAUUGUAGCCAGCCAAAAGAUGCACUCACUUGCUAUGUAAACGCUAAGAAAAAUAACAAAGAACCUGCCAAGAACCCAAACACAGCCAUCCUAGCUUCCAGAGUCAAGUAUCUCAACCACCAGUUCAAUAAUAUUCCUGUUCAGAAUAAUCAACCCAAAACCAAGACCUUACCCGCAAUAGAAGAAGCUUGGUCGCUUCCGAUCCCGGCCGAGCUGACGUCACGUCAAGCCACGAGCUCCAUGUUACAACAGGUAUGGAGUUUGAAGAACAAAGGCGUUCUUGACAAAGCAAGAAUGGUCAAUCCGAACCAGAUCAAGAUGCAGCAGCAGCAACAGAAUAUGUUGACCAAUCAGCUUUCCGUUAAUCCUAAUAUGCCCGCAAAUUGUAUGAUGCCCAGCCCGCUUAGCCCGCAUCCGAUGGGCCAGAAUCAGUUCUCGCCCGGUCAGAUGUCGGACCAGCCUGCAGCUAAGAGACGAAAGAGCUCGAAUAAGAAGAGGGGAAGUGAUGGAGGGGAUACAUCGCCCUCCCAGCCUCCAGGCCCGCCGCCCCUCAACCCAGAACAGCUUAACAUGAUGCACUACCUGCAGCAGAACCAGAGCAACUUGAACCAGCAACAGCAGCAGUUACUGCAUCAUCUCCAGAAGCAGAAUUUCAUGCAUCAACAUUUCUUGCAGCAAAUGCAAAGGCAACAGCAGCAGCAGGGCAUGAUGUCACCUCAGGGCAUGCCAGGCAUGCAGAUGUCGAAUCAAAACAUGAACAUUCAUCCAGGAAAUAUUCAGGGAAAUCACCCGGGAAUCAAGCCCAAUCCUCCCUAUCCAUUACCGAUGCAUCCGAGUGGUGGAAACAUACCGCCCCCUAGUGGCAUGGGCAUGAACUUACCGAUGAAGUCGUCGCAACAGGGCCCGAUGGGCCACAAACUGGACAACGUGAAUCUUCAGCAGAUGAAUAUGGGACAAAAUGUGCCUUUUCCGCGUCCCGGGAUGGAAUUACCUCAGGUGUCGAACAUUCCAUUCAGCGGAACGCAAACCAAUAAUCUUCUAUCUCAGGGUAACAUGUCGUCAGCCAUCCAUUCACAUUCAUCAAACGAUCAUUCCUUUCCCGGCGUUGCCGACAACCAACAUUCGUCGGCCGGAGAUUUAUUAGGACUCCCGCGCGAUUUACAGAGCGUAAAUCCGGCGAAUAUGACAGACCAAGAACUCACCGCGCUAUUAACGCAAAAAGACAUUGCUUCGUCGUUAGCAGAUGAUUUAUUAGCGCAGUUUGAUCCUCCCGGACAUACAGAAAAACAUGCAGACGAUUUAAGCAAUAAUAGUUUAUCUAGUCAGACGGGCACAAUGACGUCGAGUGAUAGUAAUUUGAAUUUGAAUUUGAAUACUUUACAACGAUUGGAUAGUUUAUCGGAAUCAAAAGGUGAUAUGGACGAACAUAAGAUGCCGUUAUUCAAGGAGUUAUCGAUUAAUACGUCACUGACGUCCAGGAGUUCAGGAUCUCCGCCAUCGCCGAAGCUUUCAAUAAAUAUGUCAUCCAAGGAGCUUAUUGAGGCUUGUAAGGGAUUCGGUCAAAAUGGUAUCUGCAACACCAGUAUUCUAUCCGAUAAAUGUCCGCCGCCGAUGCCGCCUCCAAAACCAUACAGUACAUUACCCAAGGAUAAGCUCUAUCCACCAACGCCAAGCGUCUACUUGGAAAGUAAACGUGACGCGUUCUCACCGGAGUUGCAGCAAUACUGCCUGUCCCAGCCUGUAUCCGUGAUAAGAGGCCUGGCUGGUGCCCUCAAACUUGAUUUGAGUUUGUUCUCCACGAGAACUUUGGUGGAGGCGAAUGCAGAGCACCGGGUGGAAGUGCGGACGCAGCGCCAGCAAGCCCCGGAUGACAACCGGGAUCAGUUUGGUAACACGGUGUGGUACUGCGACAGCAGCCGAUCUCAUACUACGAUAGCGAAAUAUGCACAGUAUCAGGCCAUGUCCUUCCAAGACUCGCUACGGGAAGAGAUGGAGAAGAAUAGCGGGAAGACUGGCGGGCGGGAAUCCGACAGUGAUUCGGAUCGAGGGAAAGGAAAAAAGCCGAAGAAGUUGAUAAAAUUCGGAACAAACGUCGACCUCUCCGAUGAGAAAAAGUGGAAACCUCAGCUCCAGGAGUUGCACAAAUUACCCGUCUUUACGCGUGUGGUAUCGGCGGGUAAUAUGCUAAGUCACGUAGGCUAUACGAUCCUCGGUAUGAACUCGGUCCAGCUUUACAUGAAAGUACCCGGAUCACGGACGCCUGGGCACCAAGAGAAUAACAACUUGUGCUCGGUGAAUAUUAAUAUUGGACCGGGAGAUUGCGAGUGGUUUUCGGUGCCCGAGACGUACUGGGGAGCUAUUCAUCACCUGUGUGAGAAGUUCAAUAUCAACUAUCUGACUGGGUCAUGGUGGCCAAUGUUGGAGGAUUUGUACGAAGAGAAUAUACCAGUUUAUCGGUUCAUCCAGAAACCGGGCGACUUGGUGUGGGUCAACGCCGGAACUGUACAUUGGGUGCAGGCAAUAGGUUGGUGUAACAAUAUAGCGUGGAACGUAGGAUCCCUGACGGCCAAGCAGUACUUGAUGGCCGUGGACCGCUACGAAUGGAAUAAACUCCAAGGGGUCAAGUCGAUUGUGCCGGUUGCCCAUCUCUCGUGGAACAUUGUCAAGAAUGUUCGAAUCCCCGACCCAAAGCUCUAUGAGCUUUUGAAGUACUGCUUGAUGAGGACGCUUCGCCAGUGUCAGUACACGUUAAACUUUGUGCAGGCGAACGGCAAGGAGGUGAAGUGGCAUGGGAGGAAGAGAGAAGAGGUUGUACAUUACUGUAAUGACUGUGAGGCCGAAGUCUUCAACUUCUUGUUCGUGAAGGAACAAGAUAAGAAGUUUGUCGUUCACUGUCAGGGCUGUGCGAGGCGUAUCUCACCCACAUUGCAGGACAUUGUCGUCCUGCAGGAAUUCAGCAUGGAGGAGUUGUGCGAGACUUACGACAACUUUGUACACCAGUCCAUGACGGGUUCGUAGUGAAGGACGUUGUUGGUGUAAAUACCAUAAUGACCAGAUGUACAUAGCGAGGGCAGAAGAUGGCAAGCUGAUGUCAUCAUCCUACGCCAGGAUUACAGAAUCAUUUGUAUUUUAUUUAUUGUGCGUGACAGUGUACGCAGUGGUUACUGCAAUGGAUGCUGUGUGUACUCCAUUGGUUGCUGCGAUGGAUGCAUCCGUUUUACAAAUUCAGGGAUCAUAAUAGACCUUAUCUAUAUAAGGAAUAAAGGCUAAAUUUGCCACAUGGAAAGCUGUCGAUGAGUACUGUAGACCAUUCAAUUUCCACUGGCGUUUUAUUUUUCGCAGAUUUGCGAAUGACUUAGACACUCAAAGAUACAAAAAACACUUUUGAUACGAAAAUGCAAAAGAAAUUUUUAUAAUGUAAAAGACGUUUUUUGGAAAUUUUGGCGAAUCACAAAAAUAAAGAGGCAAUUACAGGUGGACAGUACUUUCUGAUGGUAUUCUUCUUAGUUUUGUAUGCUGUAUUUUGCGUAAAAUGAUAGGUUUUUUGAAUUUUCUCAAAAUAGUUCCAAGUCCGAGAUUAGGUCAUAUUGUCACGGCCAUCAAACGACAUCCAUGUUGGCGGAGACGGUCAUUUGUGGCCGUAGUGUCCGCAGAAGCUGUUACGUUAACCAAGUUUAAAGCAUCUUUAUUUAAACAACCUAUAAGUAUAUUAUUUGUGGGUAACAUACCUUCGGAAUGGCAAUAUGAUAUUAGAAUCCAGUGUGUUUAAGAACGAAUUGUCGCUAAAAUGUAUGAAUGAAAAUGUCAAUUUCUUGUGGGCGUGUUCCCAAAUUGACCGUGCUAUGUUAUACCAUAUGUUCAUUAUGUCCAAAGAAGCUCAAAAGUAUUUUAAUUGUCGCUAGAAAUGUGAACUCUAGUGAAAUAUAACAUUGUAAAGGAGCCACAAGUUCAUCUCAGGGUUCCUGUAUUACAUACAGGGGUUGUUACUUUGUCUCAGAAAUAAGGUGGGUCAGACUUGGCAGCUUGUGUGAAGGCUGGGUUGUGUGUGGGGUAGAUGGUUUAGCAGAUGUGUUGAGAAGAUCUCAAAUGGCAAGUACUUCUAAACCGAAUGAUUGAUCCUGAUGACCUACUAGUUGGGGGUGUAAGCCUCGUUAGUGGAAGGUCAGAGGUUCGAGUCUUUAUCCGAUGCGGUAGGUUCCCUGUAAGAUGUAAGGUACCAACUGCCUUCUCGUCAGGCAUCUGGCAUUAGAUUAAGAAGUAUGGAAGUAAAGAGUCUUAAAAGCCAAAAUAGCUGGCUCUUUCUUUUGGUUCUUUAUAGGGUGACACUAUCAUAAACAAACCUCACUUUAACAGGAUUUCUGGUAUUCAGAGCAAAACAAUACCAGAGAUGGACAAUUUUGAUGUAAAUAUGAAGAUUGGGGUCUCUCACUUCAGACAAUGGGGUCUUCCGUACUCUUCCCUGUGAUUUCUGUUGAGAAUGGACACUCUGCUUUCCAUUAAUGUUGUCUCUGAUCGUUAAAAACUAAAGGAGCAACCCCGUUUCAGUCAUAGAUUUGACCAACUUGGGCUCUGCACACCUGUCUAGUUGACCACCCAUGAAUUCCUAGCCUUCCUUCAAGUUGCCAUGGACUCACCUGGCAGCAGGACCAGGCACGUCGGAGAACUACAUCACGCCUGUUAUAACCAAAACGUUAAGUUUUCCACUUGUCAUUGUUUGUAUCAUUCAUAACGAUUGUAGUCCAUUGCGCAAAAAGAUAACGGCGUAUUCGAAUUCCUGCAGUUGCGUUGAAACUGACCUGAGAGCGAGUUUCAAAUGACGACAACCAACAUGCGAAUGAUCACAUGACAGGAACGACCCAAAACAAGAUGCAACAGGUUUGAUAUUUUACCCGUUUGAUACCACUAACCCCAGAACAGUACUCGCGUAUUACACAUGUGCAGGGAUUCGAAUACGCCAUGACUGUCUGACAUACGUAGAGUUUGAGAUAAUUUUAGUGUUGUUAAGGUGAUAACCCUUAUGUCUAUACACAAGCAUUAUGAAAUUACCAUUUUGUAAACCGGGAAAUUUUCUGAUGUGUUUUGGUGUUGCGUUUAUCCCGAUCUGUGAAAUUCGGGAAAAUAUAACGCUUGGAGAAACCGAAUCUAAUUGCCAAUACUAUUUUCAAAAUAUCCUGGCCAAAGUUGAGCUAUAAUGGCUGCUGAUAUUUCCCGGUUUGCAGUAUUUUCAAAAUGAUAGAGGCAACGAUGUCACUUUGGUCAGGGAUGGGAUGUACCUUGUGGUAUCUACUGAAUGUUUAACUGAGUUCCCACUGAAAAUUAGUGGCUGUCUUAAUGAAAUUCAUCUAAUAGAGUUUAAAUUCUCCAAGUUCUCCAACAAAAUGUUUUUCUGCAUUGCUUAAGUUGCAAAGAAGGAGUGUCGAGAGAUAAUUCCUGCAUUCUCAGCAGUUCACUAGAGGCAGUACUUUCAUCCCUGGUUCCGUUUGUUGAUGACGUCAGCUUGCCAGAACUUUAGAAUUGUUUAACGCCAAUAGAACAAUUCCGCCGAAAGCUUCAAACUGCCAUAUUUGAUACCGAAGUUUAUGUAUAUUGUUAAGUUCGUCCGAGUUGAUGAGAAUCCCUAGUGCAUUUUGACGAGAUUUUUUACGAUGUGUACCUGGUGUUGUCAUCAACGUGGGCCGAACCUCAUUUGGUACGAUAUAGUAUUUUGUACAUUAGAACUUUAUAUGACCGUUGACUUUGAAUUAGAUGAAAUAAAUGUAAUAAACUGUAUGCUAACAGUGGGUUAAUAGGUAUUGUAGUUCUGUGGGAUCACUUUGACCAUUCGAGGAGUGGCAACUUCUGUAAAAUUCAAAUUUCAAAUGCGCAUGUAUUGUAUUGACGUAUUGGUCUACACAACAGCAAUGUUGAAAUUUAUAUUCAGUGCAAAUUUGUGUAAUAUUUUGAACCAAAAAACCCUUCUUAACCUUUGAACAAA
Molecule: messenger RNA, 7157 nt
Organism: Lineus longissimus
Lineage: Eukaryota; Metazoa; Nemertea; Pilidiophora; Heteronemertea; Lineidae
Product: histone demethylase UTY-like
Exons: 22
Coding region: 113-4201 (1362 amino acids)
Biological process (GO): regulation of gene expression
Cellular component (GO): MLL3/4 complex
Molecular function (GO): protein binding; RNA polymerase II cis-regulatory region sequence-specific DNA binding; chromatin DNA binding
Source: RefSeq, a predicted model, not a curated record